Thyridium curvatum is the source of this 297-nucleotide messenger RNA. RefSeq lists its product as uncharacterized. Lineage: Eukaryota; Fungi; Ascomycota; Sordariomycetes; Thyridiales; Thyridiaceae. The coding region runs from base 1 to 297 and encodes 98 amino acids. The transcript is spliced from 3 exons. The record is from RefSeq and is a predicted model, not a curated record.
AUGCCUUCUGCCUACAACCAGAACAGCGCGGCCAAGCAAUGGCAGCAGAAGCUCGAUGAUGCUUGUCGUGAAUACCAAAUCAACCCUCCCGUUUUCCAGAUCGUAUCUGAUCGACGAGGAGGACGCACGGCUUGGUCGAGCCGAGUGAUGGUCCACGGCCAGAGCUUUGCUGCACGCUUCUGGUACGACGGCAAGAACCUGAACAACGCAAAGGAGGAUGCGGCGGAGCUGGCCCUCAACUGGCUGACCGGUGGCUCCAACCCGAGCUCGCCUUCCACAAGCCGAAGCGGAUGGUAG